Vicia faba (fava bean) is the source of this 435-nucleotide messenger RNA. NCBI's taxonomy places the organism in Eukaryota, Viridiplantae, Streptophyta, Magnoliopsida, Fabales, Fabaceae. The record is from the annotation of a GenBank genome assembly.
AUGCUCUGGCCUUGGCUUCCUGCUGUCUUAGUAAGCUCUGGAGAUUCUUCUGGCUUUCUGGGUUUUCUUGCGUCUCUUUGCAGGUACGACGAGAUCUUCGACGGCGUCGUUUUGGCUUACGAUGUUUACUCGUUUGACAAAUGCGCCAAGAUCCUUCCUGGAGUUUAUCCUUAUUUUGGUGUUAAUUUGAAGCUUAAUCUGUUGCUUUUUUCUCCCAAGCCAGAUAUGCUUUUAGAAGGAAAGGUAGUGAAACUUACACAUGAGUCUAUUCAUGUUGUUGUGCUUGGAUUUGCUUCUGCGAUUAUAACGGAGAAAGAUAUCAGGGCAGAGUUUGUGUAUAAAAUGAAACACGGGCAAGAAGUGUAUGCGAGUAACUCUCACAAGCGACAUGUGAUAAAGGUUGGAACCACGAUACAAUUUUUGGUCAAGAGGUGA